Molecule: messenger RNA, 2519 nt
Organism: Heteronotia binoei (common prickly gecko)
Lineage: Eukaryota; Metazoa; Chordata; Lepidosauria; Squamata; Gekkonidae
Gene: EIF2B5
Product: eukaryotic translation initiation factor 2B subunit epsilon
Exons: 16
Coding region: 68-2206 (712 amino acids)
Biological process (GO): biosynthetic process
Cellular component (GO): eukaryotic translation initiation factor 2B complex
Molecular function (GO): guanyl-nucleotide exchange factor activity; translation initiation factor activity; translation initiation factor binding
Source: RefSeq, a predicted model, not a curated record
GCCGGAAGCGGAAGAGGCGAGCCAAGGAGGCCGCGCGUGAGGAGAGUGAGUGCGGCUGAGAGACACGAUGGCGGCCCGCGGUCCCUCAGCCAAGCGCGGUGGCUCCGCCGGCGGGUCCGGGGGCUCCCGGGGGUCCGAGCCUCAGGGGGAGCCGCCGCCUCCGCUCCAGGCCGUGCUGGUCGCCGACAGCUUCAACCGCCGCUUCUUCCCCGUCUCCAAGGACCGGCCCCGGGCUCUGAUUCCUCUAGCAAACGUGGCCAUGAUCGACUAUACCCUGGAAUUCCUCACCGCAACGGGAGUGGAGGAAACAUUCGUCUUUUGCUGCUGGAAGUCGGCGGAGAUCAAGGAGCACUUACAGAAAUCCAAGUGGUGCCGUCCGACUUCUCCAAACACAGUACGGUUCGUGACCUCGGACCUCUACCGCUCCCUUGGAGACGUACUGAGGGACGUGGAUGCCAAGUCUCUCGUCCGUUCUGACUUCGUCCUUGUCUCCGGAGACGUGGUGUCCAAUAUUAACAUUUCCAAAGCUUUGCAGGAGCACAGGGCACGGCGUAAAGCGGAGAAGAAUGUGUCCGUGAUGACGAUGGUUUUCAAAGAGUCCUCGGCCGGUCACCGGGCCAGAUGUCAAGAGGAUGAUGUCAUCCUCGCCAUGGACGGCGUGACGAAUCGGGUUCUCCACUACCAGAAAACGCACGGGCUGAAGCGCUUCCGGUUUCCCGUGAGCUUAUUCCAGAGCAAUAUAGAAGAAGUGCAAGUACGGCAUGACUUGCUGGACUGCCACAUUAGCAUCUGCUCUCCUCAGGUGGCCGAGUUGUUUACGGAUAACUUCGACUACCAGACUCGGGAUGACUUUGUGCGCGGCCUUUUGGUGAACGAGGAGGUUCUGGGCAACCAGAUCCACCUGCACGUGACCUCCGAAGAGUACGGGGCCCCCGUGUCCAACUUGCUGAUGUACGAAGCCGUGUCCUCCGAUGUCGUCCAGCGCUGGGUUUACCCGCUGGCUCCGGAGAUGAACUUCAGCGACGGCGAGAGGCAGAGCUGCACCCACUCCCGCCACAACAUCUACCGGGGGGUGGAGGUGAGCCUGGGCCACGGCAGCGUGCUGGAAGAGAACGUCUUGAUCGGGCGGGGAACAUCCGUCGGCGACAAGUGCUUUAUAACCAACAGCGUCAUCGGCCCGGACUGCAGAAUAGGCAACGAGGUCGUUCUGGAUGGAGCCUUCCUCUGGGACGGCGUCUGCGUUGGAGACCGGGUGAAAAUCCAGGAGUCGAUCGUCUGCGACGAGGCGGAGGUGAAGAAAGGGGUGACGCUGAAGCCACGCUGCGUCCUCACUUCCCGGGUGGUGGUGGGCCCCGACAUCGUCCUCCCGGAAGGCACCGUCAUCUCCUUACAUCCCACAGACGAGGAAGAGGAAGACGACGACCAGUUCAGCGACGAUUCCGGUGUGAAUAAAGAGGAGAGCAAGGUGAAGCUGAAAGGUUAUAACACGGCAGAAGUCGGCUCUGAAGGGAGAGGUUACGUCUGGAAAGCAGACAGCAAGAACGACGUGGACGAGGAGGAGCAAAGGCAGAGUCUAUGGGGCCCCACGUUAAGCGCAGAAGAAGAGAGCGAGACGGAAAGCGACGUGAGCCUGGGGUCUGAGCAUUCGGGUAGUCGGGCAGCUUCCCCUCAGCUGGAUGACAUCAAAGUCUUCCAGAACGAGGUCCUGGGGACUUUGCAACGGGGAGAAGAGGAGAACAUCUCCUGCGACAACCUGGUUUUGGAGAUCAACUCUCUCAAGUAUGCCUAUAAUAUUGGCCUGAAGGAAGUGAUGGAGGUGCUGAGCAAGGUGGUCCUGGAGUUCCCCCUGCAGCAGAUCAACGCCGAAAAGGAUCCGCAACACUACUGCACGCUGGUCGUCCCUCUGCUGAAAACCUGGGCUCCGCUCUUCAAGAACUACAUCAAGCGGGCGUCGGAUCACUUGGAGGCCCUGCGCGCCAUCGAGGAGUUCUUCCUGGAACACGAAGGCCUCUCCGUGACUAUGGCCAAAGUGCUGAUGACUUUCUACCAGCUGGAGAUCUUGGCGGAAGAGAUGAUCCUCACCUGGUUUUCUCAACGAGACACCUCUGAGAAAGGCAGGCAGCUCCGUAAAAACCAGCGGCUCCAGAAGUUCAUCCAGUGGUUAGAGGAGGCCGAAGAGGAGUCAUCGGAGGGAGAACAAAACUGACAUGGCCGCCGCCGUCCGUAGAAGAGGCUCCUGCCUGGGAGGAACGGAGUGCUGCUUGCCGGGCCUCAGUUUAAAGGGCCAGAGCUGGGACAAGACCCGGUGCAUGGCGUGCGUGUGUGGUACCUGCAAACCCAAGUGGCCGACAAUCCUGCCGUCGCUCAUUAUUAUAACUUCGCCACCUCCCCCUGGAAUGCCACAUCUUGCGGAAACUACUGGCAGGAAGAGACGGAGAUCUGUACACGUUAAAGAUCUGGGGUUUUUUUGCGGCCGGGGGGGGGGGCUGUGUAUAAAUAUACAUAUAUGUAUGUAUGUA